Molecule: messenger RNA, 928 nt
Organism: Lecanosticta acicola
Lineage: Eukaryota; Fungi; Ascomycota; Dothideomycetes; Mycosphaerellales; Mycosphaerellaceae
Source: the annotation of a GenBank genome assembly
AUGAAGUCUUUUUCCCUCGCCGCAGCUGCCUUCGCCGGCGCUGCCACAGCUCGUAUCGUCGGCAUGGCCGCUCCAGCACAAAUCGCUCCAAUUCAGCAAAUCAACGUUACUCUCAUCACGCAAGAUUACAUCCAAAGCGUCCAAGACCUCUCUUGUGCCUUCGCGCUGACCAGCGAGCUCGACGGCGGCGGAGACCUGGGGACCGUGUAUCUCGGCUCCUUCUAUCUCGGACCAGGCAAGUACAACCACAACACAAUGCAGGCACCAAGGAACCGCUAACGAUUCUGCCAUCGAAGAGAAAUCCAACGUCCUCGACAAUCUCACCUUCACCCUCACCAUGCCAGACGAGACCACGACCAAAGACAAGAAAUACAUCACCGGCAUCGUCAAUUCCCUCUACGGUGUCUCCAACACCGCCGCGACCAUUGAAUUCGCCGUCCCCGUGUCUACUGAUGGCGAUGCGAAUCAGGAAAACAGCGAUAUCAUCGGCACACCGGGCAAUUGCUUCGCUUCUGACACUUCCAAGGCCAAGCGCGACGAUUCCUGCUUUCCGACUACCACCACCACUUCUAUCCAAUCCUGCCUCAGCCUGGCAAACAGCCUGGUCAACGACGUCUACCAGAACAACUCGCAGUCCGGCUCUCAGGAUCUCGGAGAGCUUCAAGGCCAUCUGGGCGAUGUGUUCAGGGCCGUGGAUGUGUCUUCCAAGGGAGAAGUCGCUUGCGGAAACCCUUCAACUCCGCCUUCUUGGCCUAGCAAUCUCACGCCGGCAGAUAGCCAAGCGAGAGCCAUUGACAUUUUGAGGAACGCACAGGAUGGACUGAACGCUCUGCAGGGUGAUGUGAACGAGUGCGGGACCGAUCAGGCGUUCCAGGUCGUUUGUACGGUGAUGAAGUUUGUGGAUAUGUUGGAGGAGUUUCCCUGGUGA